AUGGAGCAAACUCAAACAUUCGGCCCAUCAACGGAACACGGAGGGCCAAAAUGGUCGUUUGUUAGGAGGUUGUGCUCGCCGUUGGAAGUAAAGAAGGUGGAUAAUAGAGUUGGUGUUGGCAUUAAAGCCUUACCUGAGACUCAUAGAAGGCAACAAAAAAAAAAAAGACCGAGACCUACCGUUACUGCCUGGGGUAUACUUACUACGCUCAAGGCCGUCUCGCGCUCGUCGUGA
Molecule: messenger RNA, 234 nt
Organism: Marasmius oreades (fairy-ring Marasmius)
Lineage: Eukaryota; Fungi; Basidiomycota; Agaricomycetes; Agaricales; Marasmiaceae
Exons: 3
Coding region: 1-234 (77 amino acids)
Source: RefSeq, a predicted model, not a curated record